Messenger RNA from Nestor notabilis (Kea), 1503 nucleotides. RefSeq names its product bifunctional apoptosis regulator (gene BFAR). Lineage: Eukaryota; Metazoa; Chordata; Aves; Psittaciformes; Psittacidae. The record is from RefSeq and is a predicted model, not a curated record. Bases 66 to 1406 code for a protein of 446 amino acids. The transcript has 7 exons. Gene Ontology annotation, cellular component: nucleus. Gene Ontology annotation, biological process: proteasome-mediated ubiquitin-dependent protein catabolic process. Gene Ontology annotation, molecular function: protein binding; ubiquitin protein ligase activity; metal ion binding.
AAGUAGUUCCGUACCUGCUUUGAAGAUCUAAGAGAGCUUUUUGUUUGCAUAAGGCAUAAAAGAAGAUGGAAGAAGAUGAGACUUUGCAAGGUGAAAUGGAGAGGGCAGAGGUUGAAACGCAUGCUGCUGCUGAGGUUGGUCGGCGGAUAUCAGUGAGUGAGUUCCUUUGCCACUGCUGUUACGACAUUAUGGUCAAUCCCACCACCCUGAACUGUGGGCACAGUUUCUGUAGACAUUGCCUAGCUUUGUGGUGGGUGUCAUCCAAGAAGAAUGAAUGUCCUGAAUGCAGAGAAAAAUGGGAAGGAUUCCCCAAAGUCAACAUCCUCUUCAGGGAUGUUAUUGAAAAGCUAUUUUCUGAUGCCAUUGAACAAAGAAAAGAAGAUAUUCUACAAAACAGUGAUGUAGCACGCAGUUUAGCAACCUUCCAAAAAUAUGGGAAUGACCAGAUGCCUACAGUUCGGAACACAGGAAGAAUUAAUCCUCAAGGAGGAGGGUUUUUCUCAGGCGUUCUGACAGCUUUAACUUGUGUAGCAGUAGUUCUACUUGGAUAUCACUGGAGCAGCAGAGAAUUUGAAGAAGAUCUUCUUGUCCAUAAGCCUGUUGCUAAAUGGACUGCUGAGGAAGUGAUAAUUUGGCUAGAGCAGUUGGGCCUAUGGGCUUUGCAUUAUAAAGAAAGAUUUUUACUGGAGAAAGUGAAUGGAAGACUCCUCCUGACACUGACAGAGGAGGAUUUCACAAAAGAGCCGUACAGUAUAGAGAACAAUAACCACAGGAAAGCUAUUAUGGCGGAACUGGAACGUGUGAAAGCUUUAGGUGUUAAACCACCACAGAACCUUUGGGAAUAUAAGGCAGUAAAUCCAGGAAAGUCACUUUUUCUUCUGUAUGCACUGAAGAGUUCUCCAAGACUUAGUAUGUUAUACCUGUAUUUGUUUGAUUAUGCAGAAGCUUUCCUACCUUUUAUCCACACAAUUUGCCCCACACAAGAAGACAUGUAUGAAGAUACUGUCACAAAACUAACAGACCUUCAAGAUCCUUCUUGGAAACAGUGGAGAGAAUUUAUUGUAAAGUAUUUAUUUUUGCCAUACCAGUUGAUAGCUGAAUUUGCUUGGGAUUGGCUGGAUGUGCACUACUGGACAUCAAGAUUUAUAAUUGUAAAUGCCAUGUUGCUCUCUGUUCUGGAGUUAUUCUCCUUUUGGAGGCUCUGGUCAAGAAGAGAAUUGAAGACUAUUCCUCACAGAAUGUGGAGACAUUUCUGGAAAGUAUUAAGCCAGGGUCUUUUUGUUGCCAUUUUUUGGCCUUUUAUUCCUCAGUUUGUCUGCAAUUGUUUGUUUUACUGGGCCUUGUACUUUAACCCAAUUACAAACAUUGAUCAGGUGGUUAAAGAAGUAAGGCGUACCGAGACAUAAGUGCAGUGACUGGUAUUGGAACUUUUGAGCUGUUUAGCUUGUAAAAAUGGGCUUGAAAUAAACUUUGGUUUUCAUCUUCAUAUAUGUGGCAGUGAAA